UUCAGAGAAUUACUUUACCGCCAAUUUCAAAUUUAACACUAGAAUCGAAUUCAUAAAAAUCGCGCGAAAAUUUGAAAUGUUUCGAAUUGGUUACUAAAUGUCGCUACAGUCGAGACACUGAACUUAACCUAAAAUAUAAUUCAAUUUUGCACAUGGCUUGAAAAUAUUGAUAUGCUUUGUUAUGCUUAAAGAAAUUUAUAUAUAUAAAUUUAAAUAAAAAUGUCAGUAUUGUUUCCUGGUGAUAAUUCCGACUCUGAUGAGGAAUUAAAAGUAAAUACAGAUUAUGCACAGAAUUAUGAUAAUUUUCGUCAAAAGGAAGAACUUAAUAAAUUGAAAACUAAGUAUGGAGUAGAUUUGAGUAAUGCAACAAGUUUAGAUAACGAAGAAGAAGAAGAAUCAGAUUCUAGUUCUAGUUCUUCAGAAGAUGAUAGUGAGGAAGGAAAUCAACUGAAUGAAAAAUUUGAUAAAGAAUUUUAUAGAACGUUAGCCUAUUUGAAGAAAAAGGAUCCUCUUAUUUAUGAUCAAAAGACAACAUUUUUUAAUAACAUAGAAGAACAAGCAGAUGAAGUGGAUCAAAAUGGAGAACAGAAAAAGAAGAAAAAGGAUAAAGCUAUGUUUCUAAGAGAUUAUGAACGUAAAAUUAUAACUGAAAGGGAAGGCAAGUACAGUGAUAGUGAAGAUGAAGUUCAAACCGAAAGUAAAAAAGAUCCAACGUAUACAGAGGAACAACGUUUACUUAAAGAAAGUUUUAAAAAUGUACUCAACGAUGAAGACGAGGAUGAAGAUACAGAUCUUUUAAAACCAAAAGAAAAAAGUCAAAUGGAAAAGCAGCAGGAAGAAGAAAGUUACAAAGAAUGGCUGAAAGGACAAAAAACAGAUAUUGAUCCUAAAGAAGAAGAAGAAUUGAAACCAUUGCGUGACUUUUGGAAUGAUCCUAAAUUAGAUUCGAAUGAAAAAUUUUUAAGAGAUUAUGUGCUCAAUCAUAAAUUCUUAAAUCAAGAAUCCUCCGAUAAAGAUUUAAAUUAUAAUGAAAUGAUUCAUGAUAGCGAUGAAAAUUUAUCAGAAGAUGAAAAUCAAAUAAACAAACAAGAAGAAUUUGAACAUAAAUACAAUUUUAGAUUUGAAGAACCUGAUCAGGAAUUUAUUAAAAGAUAUCCACGUACAAUGGAGAGCACGCUUAGGAAAAAGGAUACUCGCAGAGCACAGAAAAGAGCGGAGUUGAAAAAAAGAAAACAAGAAGACAAAUUACGUAAAAGAGAAGAGUUGAAACAAUUAAAAGCAUUGAAAAGAAAAGAAAUAGAAGAGAAAAUAGAAAAACUUAGAGAAAUAACAGGAAACGAUGACAUACGUUUUAAUGAUGCGGAUUUGGAAGGAGAUUUUGAUCCAGCAGAACACGAUAGAAAAAUGACAGAAAUUUUUAACGAACAAUAUUAUGCUGUACCAGAAGAUGAUAUGAAACCUGAAUUUCCAGACAUCGAUGAAGAAUUAGGAAUUGAUAAAAACUGGGAUGACUAUGAUCCCAAUGUUGAUGAAAUUGUUGAUAACAAUGACUAUGAAUAUAAUGAACCACAUUGUGAAGAUCCAGACUUCAAUAUGGAUGCAGAUUACAAUGGUAAACAAAAUUUGCAAUCAGAAUUAUUGGAAGGAACGAAAAAGAAGAAACGAAGAAGACGUAGUAAAUUUGCUGAAAUUAUAGCAAAAGACAAACCUAAAUUUGAUCCAACUAGUCAUCCAUCUUAUGAAGAAUACUUUGAUCAAUAUUAUGGAUUAGAUUAUGAAGAUAUGAUCGGUGAUUUACCAUGUAGAUUUAAAUACAGAAAAGUUGUUCCCAAUGAUUACGGUUUAACCGUCGAAGAGAUAUUAACGGCUGAUGACAAAGAAUUGAAUAAAUGGUGUUCAUUGAAAAAAGCUUUACAAUAUAAGCCCGAACACGUAGAACAAAACCAAGUAAAAGAAUAUCAACGGAAAGCUCAGAAUGAAGAACUGAAACGAAAAAUUCUUAGAAGUUUAUAUACUCCUGAAGAGCCAGAAGAAUUAAAUGAAAGUGAACCAACAACGGAUGAAACGAAAAAGAAACGUCGACGUAAAAAGAAGAAUAACAUUGCAUCUAACGAUGUUACAUCUACUGAUACACAAUCUCAUAGUAUGGAAAAUAAUGAUAAUAAUUCUGUUCAAAAAGAAAUUACGAAUACAUCUGAUAAAAGUGAAGAAACAACAUGUACUAACUCUACGGAAUCGAAAAAUAAUAAAAAACGGAAACGAAAACAAAAAGAACAUUCCAAUGAAAGUGAAUUCAAGAAAAUAAAAACAAACGAUACUGUUAACGAUGAAACGAUAGAAAAUAAUAAAACUAUUCAACAAAAUUGCAUCGAAAAAGCAGAUAUUGAUGCAGAAACUGAGAAGAAAAACGUACCAUACGUUUCUAAUAAAUCUAAUUCAAAUAAAAACGAUAACUCACAACAUAUUCAGAAAACAAAUAAAUCUAAAAUAGGCAAGAAGAAAUUUAAUAAAAAUAAUAGAAAAGACGAUCCAAAUAGUCAAAUAGUUGCAAUGGAUGCAUCUAGAUUAAAAAUGUAUGGCAUAAAUGCGAAAAAAUUGAAGAACAAAUUGAAAUAUGGAAAACAGAAACAAUAGUUUUUAUAAUUAAGAAAUUAUAAACUUGUAAAUACGAAUACAUUAAGCUAUUUUAUGUGUAUGCACAUAUAUAUUAUAUAUAUAUAUAUACAUUUUUAAAAAUAUUCUUUAUCUUGUAAUUAUCUUCAAAACUUAUCGAUAUUGUAGUAUUCCUAUUUGAUUUUCUGUUGGUUAUAUAGAGUACUGUAUAAAAUGAUAAACGCUAGGAUAGAAACAUCUGGAUAAAAGCAACCCUAAAUUUUGAAGGGAUAAAACUAGACCUUGAUAUUUUUUAAGGGUCCGACUUUCGUACUGUAAAUGAAUCUGCUUCAGAAUGAUAAACGAUAUUUGCGGAUUAUUA
Messenger RNA from Polistes dominula (European paper wasp), 2974 nucleotides. Its product is annotated as protein KRI1 homolog. The record is from RefSeq and is a predicted model, not a curated record. Gene Ontology annotation, biological process: endonucleolytic cleavage in ITS1 to separate SSU-rRNA from 5.8S rRNA and LSU-rRNA from tricistronic rRNA transcript (SSU-rRNA, 5.8S rRNA, LSU-rRNA). Lineage: Eukaryota; Metazoa; Arthropoda; Insecta; Hymenoptera; Vespidae. Gene Ontology annotation, cellular component: nucleolus; 90S preribosome.